Messenger RNA from Olea europaea var. sylvestris, 861 nucleotides. RefSeq lists its product as uncharacterized. Gene Ontology annotation, molecular function: deubiquitinase activity. The record is from RefSeq and is a predicted model, not a curated record. Gene Ontology annotation, biological process: protein deubiquitination. Bases 1 to 654 code for a protein of 217 amino acids. Lineage: Eukaryota; Viridiplantae; Streptophyta; Magnoliopsida; Lamiales; Oleaceae. The transcript has 5 exons.
AUGACAUCAGUUGUCUGGAUUAAGCACAGCGCUGUUCAGAUUUAUGGAGAUGAUGAAUGGUCCUUUGGGUACUGUGAACAAGGUAGUGGCGUUUUUAGCUGCCCAUCAACUAAGAAUCCGAUGUAUACAUUCCGUGAAAGCAUCAAACUUGGAGAAACUACCUUUUCUACCUCCAAGGUCAAUCAGAUCCUGAGGGAACUUAGUAGAGAGUGGCCUGGGCACUCUUAUGAUUUGUUAUCCAAAAAUUGCAAUCAUUUCUGUGAUGAGUUCUGUGAAAGACUUGGUGUGCCAAAGCUUCCUGGUUGGGUAAACAGGUUUGCACACGCUGGUGAUGCUGCUGUGGAAAUAGCAGAAAGCACAGCUUAUCGAUUCAAGCAAGCUAAAACUGAGAUUGUAACUGCUAGCAAAGUGGCGUAUCGGUUUCUUACAGGAGUUGCUUCCAACAAUUCAAUUCUAACUGCAGAGUCCCCGAGCAACUCUAAUAGAGGAGGAUCUCCUAGAUUCCAAGCUACUUGGUUCAAGAACCUUAUUUCUUCUGGUGCUAAACCGUCAAGUAGUUCGGAAAUUGAAAAUCGGGAUGAAGCGAGUACAAAGCAGCAUCAUCAAAAGGAUGAAGCACCACCGCUGAUGCAAAACUCGCGACACGACUUCUGAUAGUGUUACGUUCCGGAUCAUCCUGUGGCAAUUUAUUUGUUGUAGAUGUGGAGUGGAUUGGUGUAAAAUGUUGAGUUCCCUUGUUACUGUGAAUUCGUCAACAACUGUUAAAAAGUGCAGAAUUAACAUUUCAAAACUUGGAACAGUGUUUUACGGUUACUUGUUCUUGUUUUACGCAGCAUUAUGGUACACAACAAUUUUUUUACA